This is a messenger RNA of Rubroshorea leprosula, 2512 nucleotides long. Lineage: Eukaryota; Viridiplantae; Streptophyta; Magnoliopsida; Malvales; Dipterocarpaceae. The record is from the annotation of a GenBank genome assembly.
GUGAAAGCGCGCCAGAAACCACCAUGUUUAGACCUUCGUUGUAUCCUUACGGUUAAGUGUUAAUAUCAAACCGGUAUCAUGUUCCCCUGGAUCAGAAAAUGAAGCCCAACCACAAGCUACGGCAGGCGGUAGACGCACUCUACUCUCGUGGGCCCGCAACCAUUGAAGCAUAUACGCAGCUCGUGCUCACAUGUGUCCGAGCCAACGAUAUCGAGCAAGCGAAGAGACUGCAAUCCCACAUGGACCUUUACUACUUUAGUUCAAAUGAUACAUUCCUUUACAAUCGUCUCCUUCAUCUGUACGCAAAAUCUGGGAAAUUGUUGGAUGCCCAAGAGCUGUUCGAUAAAAUGCCCAAAAGGGAUGUUAUGUCAUGGAACGCUAUGCUUUCAGCGUGCGGGAGACAGAUUCAUGGGCGAAUUAUUGUCAGUAAUUUGGAAGAGAAUGCUUUUGUAUGGAAUGCUCUAACUGAUAUGUAUGCAAAGUGUGGUCUGAUGGAACUAGCAAGAAGUUUGUUUAAUAGAAAUAAGAAUAAGAACGUGGUUUCAUGGAAUUCAAUGAUUUCUGGUUACCUGAAAAAUGAGCAGCCUGAGAAAUGCAUUCAUUUGUUUGACCAAAUGCAGAUUGCAGGUAUAAAACCUGAUGAGGUUACUUUGUCAAACAUUCUUCAAGCUUACUUUAAAAGAGGCUUUAUAGAUGAAGCAAGUAAGGUUUUCAGUACGAUCAAAGAGAAGGACAUGGUUUGUUGGACAACAAUGACAGUGGGUUAUGCAAAGAAUGGAAGGGAAGAGGAUGCUUUGAUGUUGUUUCGCAACAUGCUAUUAGAAGCUGUCAAGCCAGACAGUUUUACCAUCUCUAGUGUUGUUGCUUCCUGUGCCAAAUUAGCCUUUCUGUCUAAUGGUCAGGUUGUCCAUGGGAAAGCUGUUCUUUUCGGAGUUGGCGAUAAUUUGCUUGUAUCCAGUUCCCUUGUUGAUAUGUAUUGCAAAUGUGGAGUUACUAAGGAUGCCUGGGCUGUUUUCAACAUGAUGCCAUCCAGGAAUGUGGUUUCUUGGAAUACCAUGAUUGGAGGCUAUGCACAAAACGGUCAGGAAUUAGAGGCACUUGCUCUUUAUGAGAAAAUGUUGCAGGAAAAAGUGAAACCAGAUAGUAUUACCUUUGUGGCAGUUCUUUCUGCUUGUAGCCAUGGAGGUUUAGUUGAAGAAGGACAGAAAUAUUUUGAUUCUAUCAAUAAAGUACAUGCAGUAACACCUUCUUUAGAUCACUAUGCAUGCAUGAUCAAUCUUCUUGGUCAGUCAGGUGACAUGGAUAAAGCAGUGGAUCUAAUUAAGACUAUGCCCCAAGAACCAGAUGCUUUUAUCUGGUCAACCCUACUCUCAGUUUGUACAAGGAAGGGUGACAUCAAACAUGGUGAGAUGGCAGCUAGGUUUCUCUUUGAUUUGCAGCCACUGAAUGCUGGACCUUACAUCAUGCUUUCCAACAUGUUUGCUGCCUAUCGAACUCAUCCAGAGACAGAAAUUAUAUAUGAACAGUUGAGCAGACUGAUCAAGAAACUGCAGGAAGCUGGAUUUAGUCCCGAGACAAAAUUUGUUCUACAUGACGUGCUCAAAGAGGAAAAGUUAAAAUCAAUUUGUCACCACAGCGAGAAACUUGCACUUGCAUUUGCAUUGGUUAGAAAACCACAUGUAUGUAUGCCUAUAAGGAUAAUGAAGAACAUACGAGUUUGUGGGGACUGCCAUAAGUUUAUGAAGUUCGUGUCUAAAAUCACCAACCGUCCAAUUAUCUUGAGAGAUUCAAACAGAUUCCACCAUUUCAAUGAAGGAAAAUGCUCCUGCAAAGAUUACUGGUAAUGGGAAGACCAAGAUUCUUUGAGAAAAAUGGGACAAUGUGACAAGGAGCCUCUGCAGCCAAGAUCAAGCAUGUAAUACACUGCAAAGAAUUUUUGAAAUGGGAAAGGCGAAUGUUAUUAUUCUGGAUGAGUGCUGUGGUAAGAGGGACUUGAGUUUGCCAAGAUUGCAGAUAAAAAAAAUUCUCUGCAUAGGAGAUGGUUGUUUUUACCGGAGACAGUUGUUGCAUUGCUGUUAAUCAGCCUGGAACAUACUUUCAGCUGGACUGAUUGUAUCACUUUCUGACAGGGAAUCGGAUCAACCCUUCGCCAAUAAUUAUGAUGAGAACAUCCUCUUCACUGACAGAUACCACGAGAGUACUUAUGAGCAAGUUGUUGGCUUUGCUUACUUUUCCUCUCAACGGGUUGGAAACCUUGGAUGCUUUGAUCCAUGGAAAAGGAAGGUUUCAGCUGCUCUAAACUCAUCAAAACGAACUUAGACGUCAGCAUCCGUAUUGGCACAAGUCCAAAAUGCUCUGUUUUUACAUUGACUUUGGCACAAUUGAAAAUGGGAGAUUUGGUACAAAUAAAGACGCAACCUUUAAAAAAAUUUUAAUUAAGGAUAUAACAUUUUUUCUUUAUCAAACAAGGUUACCACCUUUUAAAAGUUUCUAAUUAAAGAUAUGGCAUUUA